UCUCCUACCCCGGCGAGGCGACGCUGCUCAGCGGCGCCAUGCCGUACAGCCGCGUGGCGCAGCCGGACCGCAUGGCGGAACUCGACAGAGCCAGCGGACUCGUCUUCCAGCUGGCCGAAGUGUCGCCGCCCGUCCACCCCUUCGCCGUCACUCCAGUCGGCGGGAUCCUCUACCUCAAGGGCCACAAGCAGCUGGAUCCUAAUGUCACGCUCUACAAUGUGACGGUGACGUGGGGGUCCAGAGGCUCCGAGGGCCGUGCCGGCAUCAGGGUGCGCGUGCUGGAAGGCGCCUCCGAAGCCUGCCAGGCGGGCAGCAGGAAGCGCCGGCCGUGCGCCAACAUGGAGUCCCUGGCCGACUGCAACGCCUUCUGCGGCCUCGGCACGGGUGCGCACAACGUCACCGUCAACCACGUGCACGAGGGCAGGAACUCCACGGCGCGUCCCGAGGUGGCGCCGCUUGGCGGUUGCGCGUGGCGGGGCGCAAAGGCCAACUUCUCGACGGAGCUGAUCCCCCACUACGCCACCUGCACGCCAGAUGUCCGCCACUGUCCGGACGGCUUCUGCGACCCGCUGGAGAACAUCUCUGCCCUCUGUCCUCAGGACUGCGUCAGGCGGUCGUUCGCCAGCGGCAUCGGCGGCCAGGGCCGCGGCCUCUACAGCUGCGCCGGCGUGGGCGUGUGCUGGGGCGCGCGCCCCGAAUCCUGCAAGUGCAAGACGGACGCCGGCAGGCCGCAGCAGGCCGGCACCGCGGGGGCGGCCGCCGGCUCCCGCCCCACCGCCGCGCCCACCGACUCCCCCACCACCGCCACGCCGUCCUCAGAGUCCCCGGUGGCGCUGGUGUCUGCGUCCGGCAGCCGCGCCAGCUGCGGCGCCGUCUGCGUGAUGGCCGUCGUGGCGGGCAGCGCCCUGCUGCUGUCCGCCGCCGUCGCCACCCUCUACUGGAGGUACAGGAGGUGCGGCCGGCUGCAGCGCGAGCGCAAGCUGGCGGCGGCUGGCGGAACCACGGCCUCCGACUACGUGCAGAGCGCCGCGCAGCACGACGCGCGCCUCCUGGCGCACGAGGCCCGCCCGCCGGUGGACCCGCAGUGGGAGUUCCCGCGCUCUCGCCUGCUGCUGGAGAAGACGCUGGGGGAGGGAGAGUUCGGCCGCGUGCUGCGCGCCAGGGCCAUCGACAUCGCCGGCGUCACGGGUGCGACAACAGUGGCAGUGAAAACGCUGAAGGAGGGUGCGGGCUCUAGUGAGCAGCAGGACCUACUAUCCGAAUACGAGCUGCUCAAGACUGUGUCACACCCUCAUGUGGUGCGCCUGCUGGGUGCCUGCACUUCGCCUGGUGGCCCACUCUACCUCAUCAUAGAGUUUGCUGAGCACGGCUCCCUCAGAAAUUAUUUGCGCAGAAGUCGACAUAUUGAGCCAAGUGCAUUACCUGUCACACCAACAACUCCUCAUAAAAUUCUCAGUUUUGCAUGGCAGAUCUGUAAGGGGAUGACUUAUCUCAGUGAAAUGAAGCUGGUUCACAGAGAUCUUGCAGCAAGAAACAUCCUUGUAGCUGCUGGUGGAAUCUGUAAAGUAUCGGAUUUUGGGCUUACUAGAGAUGUCUAUGAAGACGAUACUUAUUUAAAGAAGAGCAAAGGCAGAGUGCCUGUAAAGUGGAUGGCCUUAGAAUCACUCAUGGAUCAUGUGUACACCAGCAAAUCUGAUGUAUGGAGUUUUGGUGUUGUGCUUUGGGAGCUGGUCACUCUUGGUGCCUCACCUUACCCUGGUGUAGCUGUUCACAAUCUGUUCCACCUUCUACAAGCUGGCUACCGUAUGGAGUGUCCUGAAAAUUGUUCAACAGCACUGUAUAAAGUAAUGAGACAAUGCUGGCAGGAGGAACCUUCUGAAAGACCAAGUUUCAAGCAACUAACAGCCAUAUUUGAGAGCAUGCUAAAAGACAGUGCUGAGUAUUUGGAUUUAAAUCCCAGUAUUGUACAAAAUCCUGGCUACUUUGGUUCAAGAUCAAACUCUCAAGAGAAAUUAAAUUAUGGUGAUGGUAGUGAUGAUCGCGAUAAUGACAUAGGAUAUGGAAACCUAAACAUUCUGCCAACAGACUCUAUAAAUUACCUAAUGUCCACAGCACAAUCAGGCCUGUCUCGAAGACAACAAUUAUGGCACAUAACGGGAGACAAUCAGAAAAUACUGACAAACAAUUCAAGCAAAGAAGAAUGUUUAUCUUUAGUUCCUACAGAACAAAACAGUUACUUGAGUCCAAUACAAGUGCACAGCAGCAAGGGACAAAUGCUAGCAUAUGUCAACAUGACUGACAGUGUAUGUCCUGAACAGCUACAGUCUGGAACGACAAAUAACGUUAUGUUUUGUAGUUCUUCCAGCAGUUGCUCUGCUUCCUGUUCCUCAAAAGUGACACCAUUAUGAGUAUGAAUACAGGAAAAAUAAGUUAUUUGACUUUUCAGGGGGUUUUCUAUUGAGGAUCAUAAGAAGCCCUGUGAAACUUUGAACUUAGACUGUGCAAGGCACAGCAUUUAUAUUUAAUAUCUUGAU
Messenger RNA from Schistocerca nitens (vagrant locust), 2534 nucleotides. Its product is annotated as proto-oncogene tyrosine-protein kinase receptor Ret-like. The record is from RefSeq and is a predicted model, not a curated record. Lineage: Eukaryota; Metazoa; Arthropoda; Insecta; Orthoptera; Acrididae. Gene Ontology annotation, cellular component: signaling receptor complex; axon. The coding region runs from base 39 to 2408 and encodes 789 amino acids. The transcript has 13 exons. Gene Ontology annotation, biological process: protein phosphorylation; multicellular organism development; cell surface receptor protein tyrosine kinase signaling pathway. Gene Ontology annotation, molecular function: transmembrane receptor protein tyrosine kinase activity; ATP binding.